AUGGACCGCCGCCGCAGCACGCGACUCCGUUCCCAAAUCCGCGCAAGUGAGGUCGGGGCCGGAGCCGGACUCGACCGCCGCCGCAGCCCGCGCCUCCAUCCCCGAACCCAGGCGAGCGAGGAUGGGGCCGGACUGGCCCGCCGCCGCAGCCCGCGCCUCCAUCACCAAAUCCGCGCGAGCGGGGAGGGCGCCUCCUCCAUGACCAGCCGCCGCGCCUCGCCCGCCUGCCUGCCGGACGACGACGACAUCCUGCGGGAGAUCUUCCUCCACCUCCCGCCUACGCCGUCCUCGCUCGCCCGCGCCUCCGCGGUCUGCACGCGCUGGCGGGGCCUCCUCGCCGACCCCAAGUUCCACCGCCAGCUCUGCGCGCGCCACCGGAACCCGCCACUCCUCGGCUCCUUCGUGACCGACGACCACAGCCAGCGCAUCGUGUUCGCGCCCAUGCUCGACCCGCCCGACCGCAUCCCACCUCCGCGGUUCGACCUCGGACGCUGCGGCCAGAACACGGACGUGCUCGGCUGCCGCCACGGCCGCGUCCUCGUCAAAGACCGCAUUCCUAACGUGGAGGUCAUCGUGUGCGACCCCAUCACGGGCGACCAGCGCACGGUGGCCUUCCCACCCGACCUCGGCAGGGUCUCCGUCAACGGGGCGGUGCUCUGCGCCGCCGCCGAGUCCGACCCUGGCCACGUGCACGGCAGCUGCUACUCCAGCCCAUUCAAGCUGGUCCUGGUCACCAUGUACAGAAGGCACCCGAACCAGCUCCUCGCCUGCGUCUACUCCUCCAACACCGGCCUAUGGGGCGAUCUCAUCUCAUCGGAAUCUCCAUCCGACAUCCAUGGCAAACCCGCCGUCCUCGUUGGCAACUCUCUCUACUGGCUGUCCGUGAUCAAUGGCAGCAUACUCGAGUUCGAUCUGGGCGAGAACAGCAUAGCUGUGAUGAUGGGGCCUCCUGUUACCCAUACCGAACACUGCAUAAACCAGCAGAUCAUCAAGGCUGAGGAUGGCGCCGUUGGCUACGCCAAGUACCCUCUCAAGCAACCCUGCAAUUAA
Molecule: messenger RNA, 1050 nt
Organism: Lolium perenne
Lineage: Eukaryota; Viridiplantae; Streptophyta; Magnoliopsida; Poales; Poaceae
Molecular function (GO): protein binding
Source: RefSeq, a predicted model, not a curated record